AUGAUGCCAGCCAUGCAGCUGUGCCGCCUCGCUUCAGGCGUGCUUAGGCGGCGCUCUUUGCAAGGCUGCAGCAUGCCGAUUCGCCCAACGUUGGCUGCGCGCUGGCAGGCUUUCCAUUUGGCUCCUACACGGGGCUUCAAUGCAGCUGCCGCAGAUGAUUUGGAACUGCUCAAGCGAAGGAAGAGGCUGACAUGGCGUGCCAAGAGCCGCGGCUGGCUUGAGCUGGAUGUGCUGAUGGGAACUUUUGUAGAGAAGCACGUCGCUGAGUUUGACGAGCAGAAGCUGGAUUUGUUGGAAGAGGUCCUGGAACUUGAGAACCCUGAUCUGUUCAAGUGGUUUACCAAACAGGUCCCGGUUCCAGAGGAGCUUUUGCAAGAGAAUGAGGUGAUGCAACUGAUGAUGGAGUACGUCAAAUCUGACCACACGAGCGAGUUCAGUGUCAAAUGA
Messenger RNA from Symbiodinium pilosum, 447 nucleotides. The record is from the annotation of a GenBank genome assembly. Lineage: Eukaryota; Dinophyceae; Suessiales; Symbiodiniaceae.